Messenger RNA from Girardinichthys multiradiatus, 2121 nucleotides. It is a transcript of the gene pccb, whose product is annotated as propionyl-CoA carboxylase subunit beta. Gene Ontology annotation, molecular function: propionyl-CoA carboxylase activity. Lineage: Eukaryota; Metazoa; Chordata; Actinopteri; Cyprinodontiformes; Goodeidae. Bases 36 to 1718 code for a protein of 560 amino acids. The record is from RefSeq and is a predicted model, not a curated record. The transcript has 15 exons. Gene Ontology annotation, cellular component: mitochondrion.
CCUUGUCCCACUGCCAUCACAGACCACGCACAGGCAUGAUGGCGGCCUUCAGUGUGGCUCGUAGAAGUUGUAGACUGUUUAGCGGUUUGAGGGUCUCCUCCAGGAGUUUAGCACAGAUCAAAUAUGGCGCAGCAGCAGCGUCCUCACCGCAGUCCGCUCUCCAGCCGGAAUGCCGCUGGUACUCGGUCAAACACCUGUCCGUCAAGGAGAGGAUCGAAGAGAAACGCAAGGCGGCGCUAAUCGGGGGAGGUCAGAAGAGAAUAGAUGCACAACACAAAAGGGGCAAGCUGACCGCCAGGGAACGAGUGGAACUCCUGCUGGACCUCGAGUCCUUUGUGGAGACGGACAUGUUUGUGGAACACCGCUGUUCUGACUUUGGUAUGGAGCAGGACGGCAACAAGUUUCCUGGUGACAGUGUUGUGACUGGCCGAGGCAGGAUCAACGGGAGGCUGGUGUAUGUGUUCAGCCAGGACUUCACAGUGUUUGGUGGCAGCUUGUCUGGUGCUCAUGCACAGAAGAUCUGCAAGGUCAUGGAUCAGGCCAUGACAGUCGGGGCUCCUGUGAUCGGACUAAACGACUCUGGAGGAGCUCGUAUCCAGGAAGGAGUGGAGUCCCUGGCCGGAUAUGCAGAUAUAUUUCUGAGAAAUGUGUUGGCUUCAGGAGUCAUCCCUCAGAUCUCCCUCAUCAUGGGCCCCUGUGCAGGAGGUGCGGUGUACUCCCCUGCCCUCACAGAUUUCACCUUCAUGGUUAAGGACACGUCGUACCUGUUCAUCACAGGACCAGAUGUUGUGAAGUCUGUGACCAACGAAGACGUGACACAGGAGGAGCUCGGGGGGGCCAAAACUCACACCACUGUUUCUGGUGUGGCUCAUCGGGCUUUUGAGAAUGAUGUCGAGGCUUUGUUAAACCUACGUGAGUUCUUCAACUUCCUUCCACUUAGUAAUCAGGAUCCAGCGCCCAUCAGGGAGUGCAAUGACCCCAGCGAUCGUCUGGUGAAAUCGUUGGACACCAUCGUCCCGUUUGAGUCGACAAAAGCCUACGACAUGUUGGACAUCAUCCACACAAUAGUGGAUGAGAGGGACUUCUUUGAGAUCAUGCCCAACUACGCUAAAAACAUCGUGGUCGGAUUUGCCCGAAUGAAUGGGCGCACCGUGGGGAUUGUGGGUAAUCAGCCUAAAGUAGCUUCUGGCUGUUUGGACAUCAACUCCUCCGUGAAAGGAGCCCGUUUUGUUCGCUUCUGUGACGCCUUCAACAUUCCCAUCAUCACUUUUGUGGAUGUUCCAGGUUUUCUGCCAGGUACCACUCAAGAGUAUGGAGGCAUCAUCAGACAUGGAGCCAAACUGCUGUACGCCUACGCGGAGGCCACAGUGCCAAAAAUAACCGUCAUCACCAGGAAGGCGUACGGAGGAGCCUAUGAUGUAAUGAGCUCCAAACACUUAAGGGGAGAUGUGAACUACGCCUGGCCAACGGCCGAAGUUGCUGUCAUGGGUGCCAAGGGUGCUGUUCAGAUCAUCUUCAGAGGAAAGGAAAACCAGGCUGAGGCAGAGGCCGAAUAUGUGGAGAAGUUUGCCAAUCCCUUCCCAGCUGCGGUCAGAGGUUUUGUCGAUGACAUCAUCGAGCCCGCGACCACCCGUAAGAAGAUCUGCAGUGAUCUGGAGGUGCUGGCCAGCAAGAAGCAGGUCAAUCCGUGGAAGAAGCACGCCAACAUUCCUCUGUGAAACACUUCCAACCCAGCAGCACGAUGGAAACACACCCGUUUUUGUUCCGCGUUCAGAUAAACUGUCGGGGUUCCUCGGGAAGCCCGCCAAGCAGAUGGUAGUCACAUUUGUUUACCACUCCACUGAAAGCAUCGAGAUCUUUUGCCUCAUUUCGUCUUCCACAUCAGGAAGUUACUGAUACACAAGAUUUGGAUAAAAGAAAAUGAAUUUCAGGGAUCAUGUCAGCAGGAGCCACAUUAUCAACUGUCUUUUUGAACAAAACUGUAUCCAGAAACUAUAUAGUCAAUUUAUUUGUCUUCUAGAGCGUCAGUGUGCUACAGUUAGCUUCUUUCAUUCAGGUCAUGAAGUCCGAGCUGUGCCUUUUCUCUCCAGCGCCCCCUGUAAAAUAAAUUAUCUCAGUGUA